Molecule: messenger RNA, 1464 nt
Organism: Rhinopithecus roxellana (golden snub-nosed monkey)
Lineage: Eukaryota; Metazoa; Chordata; Mammalia; Primates; Cercopithecidae
Product: hemicentin-2-like
Exons: 10
Coding region: 1-1464 (487 amino acids)
Source: RefSeq, a predicted model, not a curated record
AUGACGUGGGCCAUAUGGACCCGCUUCUGGCGCCCAGCAGGGGGACCCGCGGCGCGCCCCUAUCCCUCGCGCACUGGCCACGGCCCGACGGAGCAAGGCACUGCCUGCAGCCGCUGUGUGCACCGGGUCGACCAGCUUGCUCCGACCUGCGCCUCCACCGCAGCACCCGCAGCCAGAGCCGCGCUCAGCAUGAUGCCCGGGGCGCCGCUCCUGCGGCUGCUGACCGUGGUCUCUGCGGCAGCGGCGGUGGCCGGAGCACCCGGGACGGUAAUGCCCCCCACCACGGGGGACGCUACCCUGGCCUUCGUUUUCGACGUCACUGGCUCCAUGUGGGACGACCUGAUGCAGGUGAUAGACGGCGCCUCGCGCAUUCUGGAACGCAGUCUGAGCCGCCGCAGCCAGGCCAUUGCCAACUACGCGCUGGUGCCCUUCCAUGACCCAGAUAUUGGCCCAGUGAUCCUCACAGCGGACCCUGUGAUGUUUCAGAGGGAGCUGAGAGAACUCUAUGUGCAGGGAGGUGGUGACUGCCCGGAGAUGAGUGUGGGGGCCAUUAAGGCUGCCGUGGAGGUUGCCAACCCCGGCUCCUUCAUCUACGUCUUCUCGGAUGCCCGCGCCAAAGACUAUCACAAGAAGGAAGAGCUGCUGCGUCUCCUGCAGCUCAAACAAUCACAGGUGGUCUUUGUGCUGACGGGGGACUGUGGCGACCGCACCCAUCCUGGCUACCUGGCCUAUGAGGAGAUCGCUGCCACCAGCUCUGGGCAGGUGUUCCACCUGGACAAGCAGCAAGUGACAGAGGUGCUGAAGUGGGUGGAGUCAGCGAUCCAGGCCUCCAAGGUGCACCUGCUGUCUGCAGACCACGAGGAGGAGGGAGAGCACACGUGGAAACUCCCCUUUGACCCCAGCCUGAAGGAGGUCACCAUCUCAUUGAGUGGGCCAGGGCCUGAGAUUGAAGUCCAAGAUCCACUGGGGAGGAUCCUGCAGGAGGACGAGGGCCUCAAAGUGCUUCUCAACAUCCCUGACUCGGCCAAGGUCGUAGCCUUUAAGCCUGAGCAUCCCGGGCUGUGGUCCAUCAAGGUCUAUAGCAGUGGCCGCCAUUCCGUGAGGAUCACAGGCGUCAGCAACAUUGACUUCCGAGCGGGCUUCUCCACUCAGCCCUCGCUGGACCUCAACCGCACCCUCGAGUGGCCUUUGCAAGGGGUCCCCAUCUCCCUGGUGAUCAAUUCCACGGGCCUGCAGGCACCCGGCCUCCUAGACUCGGUGGAGCUGGCACAGAGCUCAGGGAAGCCCCUCCUGACCCUGCCCAUGAAGCCCCUCUCCAAUGGCUCCACCCACCAGCUGUGGGGCGGGCCGCCCUUCCACACCCCCAAGGAGCGCUUCUACCUCAAGGUGAAGGGCAAGGACCAUGAGGGAAACCCCCUCCUUCGUGUCUCUGGAGUGUCCUACAGUGGGGUGGCCCCAGAUUAA